ACGAAUCUAAUAAGAUCUCACAUGACUAUAUUUUUACAUAGCUAUAAAUCAUCAAAGCCAGUCAAAGUGGAGCACAUGAAUAAUAUAAAAGUCAAACUGUUGCAAUUAUAAAAAAAAAAAAAACCCGGAGAAAGUAAGUAUUAAAAAAACUGAAAACCUUUUAUUACCAACGGCCCAAGACUGAUUAUACGUAGUAGGCUUGUAGCCCAAGCAUUUUGCAAGUUACGUGCCAACGACCCAACGUCAUCAAAUUCAAAGUUGGCCCGUGAAUUUAUAUGGUAUUGAAAAGAAAAAAAAUAAAGAAAGUAUAAAGAUUACGAGUAGGAAUAUGAAUAAUCCCGGUCUCCUAAGUUAAAUCCCUCUCUCUCCUCUCUUGGUGUUCCUCCGCUUACUUGGAUCUACGAACCCUAAUAAAGUUGAGAGUUGUUCCCCAAUUUCCCAAUUUCACCCACCACCUCAGAAUUUGAAUCAAAGAAGAAGUAAGAGAUGGACGAUAGCUGUGCUGUUUGUGCCGAUACCCUAGAAUGGGUUGCUUACGGGCCUUGCGGUCAUCGAGAGGUCUGCUCUACUUGCGUCGCUCGCCUUCGAUUUAUCUGCGAUGAUCAACGCUGCUGUAUUUGCAAAUCCGACUGCACUCGCGUCUUUGUUACCAAGGCUAUGGGUGAUUACACUCGAAUGGUGAAUGACUUUUCGAAGUUGCCGUCGCAAGUGAAGGAAGGUCAAGUGGGUUCUUACUGGUAUCAUGAAGACACUCAAUCCUUCUUCGACGAUGCCGAGCAGUACAAGAUGAUCAGGGCUAUGUGCAGGCUUUCUUGUAGUCUUUGUGACAAAGAGGAACAACAACCUCCGCAGCCGCAGCCGCAGCCGCAGCAAGGUGGUGGGUAUAGGAAGAGGCAGAGGUUCAGAAAUAUUGGCCAGCUUAAGUCUCACUUAUCUCACCAACAUCGCCUCUUCAUGUGCGACCUCUGUUUAGAAGGCAGGAAGGUAUUUAUUUGCGAGCAAAAGCUCUACACUAGAGCACAGUUGAAUCAGCAUAAGAGAACAGGCGACUCAGAGGUAGAUGGCACAGAAAGUGAAAGGGGAGGUUUUGCUGGGCAUCCUAUGUGUGAAUUUUGUCGAACUUCGUUCUAUGGAGAGAAUGAACUGUAUUCUCAUAUGUCAACUGAACACUACACCUGUCAUAUUUGUCAAAGGCAACAUCCUGGUCAAUAUGAUUAUUUUAAGGAUUAUGAUGACUUGGAGACCCACUUUCGUCAUGACCAUUUCUUGUGUGAAGAUGAAGCAUGCCUUACGAAAAAGUUCAUUGUCUUCCAAUCAGAAGCUGAGAUAAAGAGACAUAAUGCAAUGGAACAUGGAGGUCGCAUGUCUAGAUCAAAGCGUAAUGCUGUUCUCCAGAUACCAACUAGUUUUAGAUAUCGAAGCAGUAAUGAAGCGGGACAUCAGCGUGGACGGCGACGGUCUUUCCGCCGUGAAUCUUCUCCAGACAAUGAGCUUAGUCGGGCUAUUGAGGCCAGUCUUGAUAGAACUAAUGCCAGUGAUUCAGUGGCUGGUUCAUCAGCAUCAUCUACUGCUGAACCUUUAGUUCGUGCUGGUACAGAAUCAAGUGACAUUGACCCUCUUGUUCAGCCGUUCGACUCGCUAAGCACUACUGAUUCCGAACCAUCUUCAAGAUAUCGUCAGGCUGUCUCUCUUACUUCAGCUGAUGCUUCUCUAGGUGUAUCUUCAUUCCCUCCUUUGUCAACUGCACCCAGCAGCAGCCAACAAAAAUCUCAUGAAUCCCAUGAUACUAUGGCAGCUCGUCUACGUCGUAAAAACAAGACCAAUGUUCUUAACGUUGCCCAGCCUAGGUUAGCUAAUAGUCGUGGUCCUGGUUCAGCUUCUUCAUCUGCUUGGCCUGCUCCUGCUCCUGCUCUCACUCCUGCUCCUGUUCCUGUUCCCGUUCUAUCUUCUGGCUCUAGUCAAGUCAAGCCAGGCAACAGUUCUGGGUCGUCUAGUUAUGCUAGUUCUUUGCAUGGCCGGCCAGUGACAGAAUCUGGCCUCGCUGUGGGUGGUUCUUGGGGUUCAAGAAGCUUAGGUAGUGGCAAUCGGUUGAGUCACUCUAACUCUGCUCCUAAUCUCAUUGAAAGUAAAUCUUUUGAUCCAGUAUCUGAUUUUCCGCCAGUGUCAGCAGCUCAACCCAGCAGGUUGCAAUCUACUGCCCAAAGGCCCCAAGCUAAGAAGACAGAGGAUGUCCAAACUUCAAAUAAGUCUUUGGUAGAGAGGAUGCGAGCUGCACUUGAUUAUGAUGAAAACAAAUAUAGCGCUUUUAAGGAAAUCUCUCAAGAGUAUCGCCAAGGCUUAAUUGACACAUGGGAAUAUAUUCAAUAUGUGAAGCAGUUUGACUUGACACACCUUAUUCCUGACAUGGCUAGAUUAUGCCCAGAUAUUCGAAAGCAAAAGGAACUCUUUGAGGCCUAUAAUGCUAUAUGUCAGAGUGAUGGAUCACAGGAGACAUUUUGGGGCAAUGACAACCUUCAGUUAAAAGGAAGCAGUAGCUCAAGGAAGGAUAAAGGAAAGAAGGUGAAUGAUGUUCAGAAUAGUCGCUCAAAGGAGACAUUAGCAGAUAGUGUCAUCAGUACUGUGAAGAGUUUGCAGACUCAGUUCAAGCCUUCUGAAGGAGAGGCAGAGGUAUUGGAAAAGGAUGGCUAUCGUCCUAGCAGAGGGAAGUCAACUAUAGCAGUGACUGGUAAGCCAGUUGUAAUGCGUGGCAAUAUCCUGCCAGGGGCACAAGGGGCUAGAAGUACAGCUGGUCACACUUCAGUAGAUGGAGGAAGCAAGCAGAAAAAGAAGAGCUCAAAAUUCCACAGAAUUCGCCUUGGUGAUGACUAUAGUACAGCAGCUAUAGAUGUCAACAAUUCUUCUACUGAUCCUAGUACAGAAGGGUCAUCUGCACACAGUGUUUGGCGCAACGGAGCUGGUCAAAGACUUUUUACAAAAUGAUGAUGGUUUUGAGCCUUUUGGCUAAUUUUUUUGAGAUUUGGUUAAGUAUUGAGGGAGAAGCGUCUCAAUUCCCUUCCAUGCACUGAUCGUUUGCAUGAAAUUAUUUUGGCCUCUUGUGCAGCAUGUUGUGUUUUGGUUUUUGAAGAUAUAAUUUACGUUGAGUUGAAACAAGCUCAUUAACGACUUAACGCCCAUCAUGGCGUCAUGAUAUGACAAUUGUCUAUACAAAAUUUAUACAUUGGAUAGAAAGAAAUUUAUUUAUCCCAAUUCUUAUUGGUGUGCUUGUGUUU
This is a messenger RNA of Chenopodium quinoa (quinoa), 3269 nucleotides long. RefSeq names its product E3 ubiquitin-protein ligase ZNF598-like. The coding region runs from base 487 to 2979 and encodes 830 amino acids. NCBI's taxonomy places the organism in Eukaryota, Viridiplantae, Streptophyta, Magnoliopsida, Caryophyllales, Amaranthaceae. Gene Ontology annotation, molecular function: ribosome binding; ubiquitin protein ligase activity. The record is from RefSeq and is a predicted model, not a curated record. Gene Ontology annotation, biological process: rescue of stalled cytosolic ribosome; protein ubiquitination. The transcript is spliced from 7 exons.